Messenger RNA from Penaeus chinensis, 3331 nucleotides. Its product is annotated as organic cation transporter protein-like. The record is from RefSeq and is a predicted model, not a curated record. The transcript has 12 exons. Gene Ontology annotation, molecular function: transmembrane transporter activity. Gene Ontology annotation, cellular component: membrane. Gene Ontology annotation, biological process: transmembrane transport. Bases 258 to 2018 code for a protein of 586 amino acids. Lineage: Eukaryota; Metazoa; Arthropoda; Malacostraca; Decapoda; Penaeidae.
CCGCCAGGCUGUCAGUCGUAAAGGCGACGUCGGGGUGAAGAGGCGGGACCGCAAGAGCUGCUGAGGUCGCCAACCUUGACUGAACCUGCUGGAGGUCUCUGAGAGCUUUCCAGAAACAGUGGAUAUACUCCUGACAUUUUGGAGCGCGGGAAGAACGAGAGACCCACCACUUGCAAACGUGCCGGCGACGUGUGAGAUCCUGACGCCGACGAGGAGAGUGACACCUUCUUCAGGAGCUAGAAAUAGGUCUCGUCGCCAUGGAUCACAAGAACUUCGACAGCCUCCUCUCGGCGAUCGGCCCAGGGAGGUGGACUAUCUUCAUGUUCGUCUCCUAUUUUUCGUGGGCGUUAUUACUACCCUACUUUUCGUUGGGCGGCGCCUUUUACAACCCUGUCGUUGACCAUUGGUGUAGCGUUCCUGAGCUGAGCAACAAUUCAUGGACGCUAGAACAACGUCUCAAUUACUCUGUUCCCUGGGAAUAUCGUGGUGGUCGCCUGGAAAGGUCCCAGUGCAGCGUGUAUGUAAGGAACUACGAAGCUGUUGCCGACCUCCCUUGGUCAGCUGACCUUGCUUUGACCCCGGAACAAGCCGUGACCCUGGAGACAAAACCUUGUAACCAAUGGGAGUUCGACAAAUCAGUCUUUCAAUCUACAGUUGCGAGUGAGUGGAAUCUGGUGUGCGACAGGGUCAGUCUGAGCCCCUUUUUCACUAGCUUCUACUUCUUUGGCGCCGCCGUCGGGGAGACGCUCAUGGGAUUCCUUGCCGACAAAUACGGCAGAAGAUGGGUCCUGAGAGUAUCCACCCUGAUUUUCCUUCUGACUGCCACGUCCUCUGCCCUCGUGCCCCUCUAUUCCCUUGUGCUUGCGGGCAGGUUCGUGCUGGGCAUCGUGCACACCAUCAUUGGCCCCGCUUACAUCCAAGGAAUGGAGGCGUGUCCUUCGAAGCUGCGGACUAUCCUCGGCCUCCUGUCCACCGCGCCCUUCGCUCUCACGGGCAUGUUCUUCGGCGCCUGGGCUUACUUCAUCAGGGACUGGAGGACUCUGCAACUCGUCUGCGCCCUGCCGGUCCUCCUGCAGCUCCUGUACAUGCCAUUCAUGGACGAGUCUCCCCGCUGGCUAGUUCAGCAAGGUCGACUGAAGGAGGCUGGCAAGAUCCUGAAGAAGGCGGCGCAGUGGCACGGUGUCUCCCUCCCGGCGGACAAGGAACUCAUGAUUCUGUUGGAGAAAUUCCAGGAGCAGAGCACUAGCAAGAGGGACACAGUAAGUGACGCCUCACAGGGUUUCAGUGGACGCGUUAGGAGCUGGUGGAUGGACGUCACUGUGCUGGUGCGCACGCCUAUCCUCAGGAAGAUUACCAUUGGGCUGUUCGGCUGUUGGUUCUGCACGGGUCUCACUUACUGGGGAAUGAGCCUCUCCGGUACCACUUACAGCAAGGACCCCUUCCUAUACGUGGUCCUUAGCUCCCUCGUGGAAGUCCCCGGCUACAGCGGCCUCACCCCCGUGGUAGGACGCUUCGGCAGGCGCUCUGUCCUCUCCUUCAACUUCGCCGUCUGCGCAAUCGCUAUCCUCACCAUCCUCGCCACGCCAAAAAGCUACACGUGGAUGAUCUUCUCCCUGGCGUUGGUGGGGAAGCUCUUCAUCACGGCGAGCUACGGCCUCAUGUACCUCGUGUCCUCCGAGCUCUUCCCAACCUGCGUGCGCUCGAGAGGCCUCAACAUGUCCUCGAUGAUGGCUCGUCUGGGCUCCAUCAUCUCCCCUUUCAUCAUUGAUGUGCUGGCAACGUCAUACUGGUGGUCGCCCUCGGUGAUGUUCGGCGCCUGUGCGGCCAUGGGCAGCGGCUUCGCCCUCCUGCUGCCAGAGUCGAACCACAAGCCCCUCGCAGACACGGUGGAGCAGCUGGAGUUCAUCUACGGAGACAACGCCAAGUCGUCCUCGAGGAGCAGCAUCGAGUCGGACGACCUCAGCUCCUCGUUGCGAAAGGAUCAACAUGACGAGCUGUGUCCGGGAUCGUCCGUCUGAGGAAGAUGAAGCUGUUCUUUUGCUCAUUUAGCUUACCGAGAGGCUUUCAUGUUAACUAUAUUGAUCACAUCACAUUUUAGCGGUUGUCAACUGGCGUGACGACUUAUCAUAGCCCGUGUAAUGGCUCACGAACAGGAAAAUCUGGAACUUGGCACAGGAUUAGCAAAUGGUUUGGGGGAAAGAUGAAUGAUUUUAUGGACAUUCGCCUCUCAUGUGUAUUUAAUUGCUCUUCACUGAAUACCGAAGUGUAAGGAAUUGUAUCAAUUGCUAACACACGAUAUAUGAAGAUCUUGUACUGCCAAAUCGUUGGUUUAUUUCUACUCUGCCACCUUCGUUUAGUAUGGAGCAAGGACUACUUUGCAUACUUAGCUUAAGAUCCUUUCAAUUUUCUUUUUUUUCAAUUGCCGGCUGUUGGAAUGUACAUAGCAGCUUAAACCUUCAAAUUCUAACCGUCCCUGUGCGUCGGUUACAAUUUUUCAUAUUAUGUGCGUAGUCGUGAAAAUAACAGAAUGGCAAAAUCGUCGGUGAAUGAACGGCCCAAGCUUAGGAUAAGUUGACAUGUGUGUUGAGAAGUCUGCAUUCAUAUAGUGUUAGGGAUCAUGGUUGUGAAUUCAGUUGCAAAAGAAUGAUUGAGUCGGUCAGCGCGCGCAGUUGUGGUCGCAAGAUAUUUCGAAGCCAAAGUAAUCACAUCGCUUUCAUCCUCCUUUUCAAUAAUCAUAAAAUCCAUCUCAUAUCUGCAAUCGCCAGAUGUUAUGCAUAUCUCCUUCAUCAUCGCGUUCACUUUUAGAAUCCAGAUAUCAUAAGCUUCACAACAUUUCGCGUUUUAUUGAUAAGUUUCAUAGAGAUGCCAAUGAAUGUAUAUAUUUUCUGAUUCUCACUGAUGGAAAGGCAGUAGAUUGUAAGGAAGAAUGCAGAGGAAAAAAGUAAAACAGAAUUCCCUUGAAAGAGUUGUUUGCAGCACAGUAGUUGUGUAUUGCAAGAACAGCUCACAUUGCACACAUAAUAAAGAAAGUCAAAAGAAUUUAAUAAUAAAACACACCAACAUCUUUGCCACACAUUCGUCCUAAAAUUUGUAAAAUCACCAAUUAACCUCCAAAAAUCUGCAUUUCUUCUCUUUUUUUUUUUCUUUUGCAUUGUGAAAAAUGUAAGAAAAUUCUUGCGAAUUCACAUUGGUUAUAUUUAUAUUUAAGUAAAUGUAAGAAAAUACAAGGAUUGAUGUGAAUAUGUGUGAUGAAAAAUUUAGUUUAGUACAAGGAAUGUGAAAUGAGAUACAUUUUUAUGUGAAAAGGUAAAAUAAAGUAUUUUUAAAAGAU